Aaosphaeria arxii CBS 175.79 is the source of this 929-nucleotide messenger RNA. RefSeq lists its product as uncharacterized. The transcript has a single exon. Lineage: Eukaryota; Fungi; Ascomycota; Dothideomycetes; Pleosporales. The record is from RefSeq and is a predicted model, not a curated record. Bases 115 to 618 code for a protein of 167 amino acids.
GGGGCUUGCAGAUGAGAAACUACCAAACUUCCCAAACUUCCUUAACUUCCUAAUUUCCCUAACUUCCCUAAUUUCCUGACAUCUUUAACUCCUUUAACUUUCCUAACUCUUCUAAUGCAGCCAGGCCAGCAAAAACGCAUCUCAGAUAUCGCUUCGAAACUGGAUAUCGAAGGCAACAUAUCCUAUGAGCAUGAAGCUAUACUCAACGAGCGACUGGUCCUAGCUUUUAGCUCGUUUCCCCGCCGAACGAAGAAGAUUGAUCGGAUACAUGUUUCAGCAGUGGAGCGGUCUAUGCGAAAAAAAGCUAGUAUCAUAUACAAGGAGGUUUUGCGAUGCGCGCCUCACCAAUUGAUUCCUGUUAUUCUAGCUAUCUCGCCCUGGGCAUGUAAGAGAUUUAACGUUCGCGAAUAUCUGGCUCAAGAGCGCAGGGCUUUUUCCGCUCUUAACAGGAGUAUUCAGAACGUACUGGAUUAUGUUGCCAGAAUACACGGAUUUGAUCAAGAAGCUGCUUCUCAUCAAUGGAUAAACACACUUUUCCCCCAAGGUGCGAAUAGUCAAGGAACUAGCAUGAAGCGUGCUAACAAGAUGCAGCAGAUCAAGGGAUCCAGAGACCGAUAACCCCAAUGGAGAAUGACGAGUGCCGGACCUUCCACACUGCAUCCCGAGGAGAACUUCACAUAUUUGGACCGAGCAUUAUGGAUAGAUUACAGGGAGAGGAGGUUGCGCCAAACCUAACAAAUUGUGUCAGAACCAGAGCCACAAGUGGCGUUUACGCGGAUAUCCUCAUCUCCAUAGACCUAAAAUCGUAUCUCGACAUUGCUGAUAUCCUUUUUCCGCAAAAUAGACUUGCGAGCCUGCUACACACAGAGAUAUGUGCUAAUAGCGACAAUGUUGGUUCGUGGCAUUGCUAGUAAUCUGGUGCACUGCUG